Molecule: messenger RNA, 477 nt
Organism: Suillus paluster
Lineage: Eukaryota; Fungi; Basidiomycota; Agaricomycetes; Boletales; Suillaceae
Exons: 3
Coding region: 66-347 (93 amino acids)
Source: RefSeq, a predicted model, not a curated record
UCACACUGGAAGUUAGCCUAUAAAACACCUGCCUGCUACUAUGGCUUUGCCUCAUCGCCUUCCACAUGUUUACUUCCCCCUCCAUCAUCUUUGCGCUGAUCAGCUUCCUCGCUGGUGCAAAUGCUUAUGUAUGUGUGAAGUGCUCAGCCACACUCAACUACUCUGGCGGUACUACCUUGUACACAAUAGGUACCCGCGUAGAAGGCCAGAACACAUAUUGCAUCUACCAGCGGCAACCUUGGUAUGAAAAGGCACCAGUGAGCUGUGCAUAUAACACCAAUAGCGGCAUGUUUCAAGCUGGGGAUAAGAACUGUCCGGCUACGGCAACUGUGAAAGAUCACUGCUGAACGUGAUGUGGAGAGGUAGGGGAGAGACAUCACAGAGGGGCAAUGUUCGUCCGCAGACAGUAGGGUGUAUGUCAGUAGAUCACCAUCUGUUACGAGAAUUACCUUCGCAACUGAUCACGUAAGACUAAAG